UUCCUCGCACGACAACUAGAUGGCUCCACCACCGCUCGUGCUCCGCACCAACGAACUGGGCCCCACAACAACAAGACACCCGUCGUGCAUCACCGAAACCGAAACAAACGCGGGUCAGGGAGGCCCCAGCACCUCCCCAACAACCGGUUACCUUGGAGAUUUCUUCACCACGUGGCCCUGUUUGUUAUUGGAAAAGGCGAAGUGGGACAUAGAUUAUGUUCGGUUACUCGCCGGAGAUCACGGGCAGAAAGACGGCGGCAACGACUGCGGCAUGAGGUUGAAAGAUAGUCAAACUUCCAACGGGCGCGGUGACGACUUUAGCGUCCACUCGGCUCACAUCGGAGAGGUUCACGACAUUCCAAUGAAUAUACUCAUACGGCCCAUAGCUCCGGUCCUCGAUGAAGCCAAGGUUGCCAGUCUGAUGGAGACGCUAAAGGACAACUCGAGAAGGAAUGAGGUGCCACCUAUCGACGUUCUCUGGGUCAAAGGACGGGAAGGAGGCAACUACUACUAUUCAUUCGGCGGCUGUCAUCGAUACGAAGCCCACAAGCGGCUAGGACUAGCCACGACACGAGCUAAGAUCGUCAGAUCCACCGUUCGAGAUCUACAGACGUAUCUCGGGGCAUCCACUCCAGAUCUCAAAUAAUAAAGUCUACCGUAUCGGUG
Ornithodoros turicata is the source of this 666-nucleotide messenger RNA. It is a transcript of the gene Srx, whose product is annotated as sulfiredoxin-1-like. Lineage: Eukaryota; Metazoa; Arthropoda; Arachnida; Ixodida; Argasidae. Bases 20 to 646 code for a protein of 208 amino acids. Gene Ontology annotation, cellular component: cytoplasm. The record is from RefSeq and is a predicted model, not a curated record. Gene Ontology annotation, molecular function: sulfiredoxin activity. The transcript has 3 exons. Gene Ontology annotation, biological process: cellular response to oxidative stress.